Alternaria rosae is the source of this 1715-nucleotide messenger RNA. Its product is annotated as putative monooxygenase. The transcript has 10 exons. The coding region runs from base 24 to 1715 and encodes 563 amino acids. Gene Ontology annotation, molecular function: N,N-dimethylaniline monooxygenase activity; flavin adenine dinucleotide binding; NADP binding. NCBI's taxonomy places the organism in Eukaryota, Fungi, Ascomycota, Dothideomycetes, Pleosporales, Pleosporaceae. The record is from RefSeq and is a predicted model, not a curated record.
CGUAGUUCUACGAUACUGCAGGAAUGGGAAGUAUCGAUCACAUUUCUGCCUCUGGCGGGCAGGCGUACACGGUCGAGGACACGAUUCUGGGGCAUUCGCGUCCACUCCGUGUCAUCUGUAUCGGGGCUGGCGCGACUGGAAUCGAUCUUGCCUACAAGAUGAAACGUCAUCUCACGUCAUUCGAGCUCCAGAUUUAUGAAAAGAACCCAGAGCUUGGGGGCACUUGGUUCGAGAAUACUUAUCCGGGGUGCGCAUGCGAUAUUCCCGCGCAUAUCUACGAGUACGAAUGGGCUCCAAACCCAGACUGGUCCCAAUUUUACGCCUCACAACCGGAAAUUUUGCAAUAUUUCCGCGACACAGCAAGAAAGUUCGAUCUUGAGAAGUUCAUACGGUUUGGCAGCGAGGUCGUUGAGGCUCGCUGGAAUGAAGACAAAGGCCAAUGGCUUAUCAGGAUACUUGAUCGAUCGACUGGGGCGAUAGCAGAAGACUGGUGCCAUUUCUUCAUCAAUGGUGGCGGAUUCUUGAACAACUGGCAGUGGCCCCAGAUCGAAGGACUGCACUCUUUCCAAGGGUCUUUACUGCAUUCGGCAGCUUGGCAAAAUGAUGUCGAGCUGAAAGGAAAGAGAGUUGCUGUGAUCGGAAACGGCUCGUCAGGCAUACAGCUCGUGACCGCAAUACAGCCAGCGGCUGCACAUCUGACAACUUUCAUCCGAAGUCCUACCUGGAUCGCCACCACAUUAGGUCAAGAUUUCGCAGGCCCGAAUGGAGCCAAUUUUGAUUAUACGGACGCACAGAAACGGGAGUUUGAGGCUCAUCCGGAAAAGCUUGUUGCAUAUCGGAAAGCAAUCGAGGCUGAUUUGAACAGUGGAUUUGCAUCGGCACUCCACGAUUCACCAGAGCAAGCCUUGGCGAGAGAAAACCUGACGCAAAUGAUGCGAGCCCGCUUAGGGAAAGACAAUGGCUUAGCAGAUCGCAUUAUUCCCAGUUUUGGUGUGGGGUGCAGACGACCAACGCCGGGCGUUGGCUAUCUGGAAGUGUUGACGGAGAAGAACGUUCGGGUGGUGUUCGACUCCAUUACGAAGGUAGUCCCGCAAGGUAUCGAGAUAUCAACUGGCGAAGUUAUUGAGCUUGAUGCCAUCGUGUGCGCCACUGGUUUCAACGUCUCCUGGAAACCCCGAUUUCCUAUCAUCGGUCGUAAUAACAUCGAUAUGCGCGACCAAUGGAGCUCCCGGCCGACGGCAUACCUUUCUUUCGCUGUACCAAACUUCCCCAAUUACAUCCUUUACAUGGGCCCCAACGGUCCCUUGUCUCAUGGAUCUGCACUCCCGAGCAUCGAGCACUUCACAAGAUAUGUGAUCAAACUCCUGCACAAAGUACAAACGGAAGGUUACAAAUCGGUUGUGCCCAAACAAAAGGCCCUGGACGACUUCAUCGAGCAUGCGGACACAUUUCUGACUCGCACUGUUUGGAAUGCCAAGUGUCGAUCCUGGCUAAAAGGCGGAAAGGAAGACGGCCCGGCUUUAGUCCAUCCCGGCAGCCGAUUACACUGGUUCCAUAUGCUCAUGAAUCCGCGGUGGGAAGAUUGGGAGUGGACCACAGUGAACCAGAAUAGGUUCGCCUACCUCGGGAAUGGCUUUACAACUAUGGAGGCAAAGGGAAAAGACAAGGCAUGGUAUUUUGGAAACCCGGACCAGGGUUACGAAUCUAUCAUCUGA